Molecule: messenger RNA, 4507 nt
Organism: Rhinopithecus roxellana (golden snub-nosed monkey)
Lineage: Eukaryota; Metazoa; Chordata; Mammalia; Primates; Cercopithecidae
Gene: REELD1
Product: reeler domain containing 1
Exons: 9
Coding region: 1155-2735 (526 amino acids)
Molecular function (GO): oxidoreductase activity, acting on metal ions
Source: RefSeq, a predicted model, not a curated record
UUAUGGAUGAACAAAGAAAAUGGUUUCAUGAGAUGGAAUCGGCUUUGAACAUUGUUGAAAUGAUGCCACGGCUUUGGAAUAUUAGGUAAAGUUAAUUGAUAAAGCAGAGGCAGAGUUUGAGAGGAUUGACUCCAAUUUUGAGAAGUUCUACUGUGGGUAAAAUGCUAUUAAACAGCAUUGCAUGCUAUAGAGAAAUCUUUGGGGAAAGGAAGAGUCCAUCAAUGUGGCAAAUUUUAUUGUUUUAUUUUAAGAAAUUGCCACAACCACUUCAGCUUUCAGCAACCACCACUCUGAUCUGUCAGCAGCCAUCAGCAUCGAGGCAAAACCCUCCAACAGCAAAAAGAUCAUGACUUGCUGAAGGCUCAGAUGAGCAUUAGCAUUUUUUGGCAAUGAAGUAUUUUUAUAUUAAGUUAUCUACUGAUGCACUACUCUCCUUUAUCAGCCCUGGAGGGGUGAAGACUAUGUGUUACUCAUCUUUAUACCCUGCCUGGAGCCCAUGGCCUGCACUUAGUAGGCAUUUAAUAAAGAGGAAAAACUGAAAGGAGAAGAAAAUACUUUUGUGUAAGGGAUGGGUUUGCAACUCUGAGGGAGGAAGCCAUUCUAUCAAGCCUAAAGAAAAGUGUGUUCCUAGGUAAGUGGAUGUUUUCUUUUUAUUUAUUUAUUUUUGUAGAGACAGGGUCUCCCUAUGAUGCACAGGCUGGUUUUGAACUUCUGGCUUCAAGUGAUCUUCCUGCCUCACCCUCCCAAAAUGCUGGGAUUACAGGUGUGAUCCACUGUGCUCAGCUCCAAAUGGAUGUUUUUCAGCAUUCAGGUAGACAAGAUGCUGGUGGGAAAGAGGACACGGUGAAACCUAAGGCAGGAGGGUGGGAGGUGGGGCUGUGGCUGCAGUCUGCGAGACAAGGCACUCACUCCCCUUCCCUUGUAGGCACCUUUGUCUGAUCUGCCUUUGGAAAGUAGACCACUUGCCAUCAGCAAGGGCUUGAGGAGCAUUUUCAUUUCAUUUCUUUCUCUUCUUUUCAGAGACAGGGUCUUGCUCUGUGCCCAGGCUGGAGUGUAGUGAUGUGAUUAUAGCUCACUGCAGCCUCAACCUCCUGGAUUCAAGUGAUCCUCCUGCCUCAGCCUCUUGAGCAACUGGAACUAUAGGAGAGGGCAGGAUGAGGAUGCGGGCUGCCCUCGUGGGCUGGGCUUGUACCACCCUCUGCCUGGUUUCCUGCUCAUCUGCCUUUUCCCAUGGUGCCAGCACGGUGGCCUGUGAGGACAUGCAGCCCAAGCACAUUCAAGCCCAGCCUCAGCACCAGGACACCCAUCACGUCACCAUCCACACCCGCAGGUCUUCCUAUGCACCAGGUGACAAGAUUCCAGUGACGGUGAGAAGCAGUCGUGAUUUCAUGGGAUUUCUCCUUCAGGCUCGAAGAGUGUCUGAUCAUCAAAUAGCUGGGACUUUUGUUUUCAUUCCUCCUCAUUCCAAACUGAUGACUUGUUUUCAAGAGGCUGAUGCAGUCACCCAUUCUGACAAGUCCCUGAAGAGAAACCUGUCGUUCCUGUGGAAGGCCCCUGCCCAGCCUGUGGGGGACAUUAAGUUCCUUUUAUCAGUAGUCCAGUCAUAUUUCGUUUACUGGGCAAGGAUUGAAUCAUCUGUUGUGUCUCAACAGACACAUAGCAGCGCCCAUUCUGACGACCGCAUGGAGCCCAGAUUACUGAUGCCAACCCUUCACCAGAGGCUGGGCGAUGUUGAAAGAGCUGCCCCAGCUCCCAGGGCCCCCAUCACUCUUCCACAGAAGCACACACAUGUCUUUGCUGUUACCCUUCCUGGAGCUGCAGAGGAGGACAACCUAGAUCCUGUUCCUGCCAGUAUUUGGGUGACAAAGUUUCCUGGGGAUGCAGAGACUCUGUCCCAACCAUCUUCACACACAGCCACUGAAGGCAGCAUCGACCAGCAACCCAGCAUGGACAGCAAUCCGACUCUAGAGCCGUCCCUGGAGGUCCACAGGCUGGAGAGGCUCGUGGCCCUCAAGAGAGUCUCCUCAGAGAGCUUUGCUUCCAGACUUAGCAUCCAUCACAGAACUCAGGAUGAUCCCAGCUUUGAUUCACUGGAAACUUGCCUGUCCUCAGUUGGGGGUGAACAGGACAAGAUGAAGGCCUCUAACAGGACCGUGACACAGCCUCCUCGGUACACCUUCCAGCUUACCCGUCCCGGGCGCCUCUGGUCCUCUGAAACUUUCACAGGGAAUGGGGCGGGGGCAAGCAACCCAACCCCUGUCCUCCAGACCUCUGGCACUUCUGGGCUACCUGCUACUGGUGACCAGUCAGAGGCAUCCAGGGCCUCUGCCAGCUUCUUACCUCAGUCAAAGCACGAGGAGCUCAGAGCAGGGAAGGGAGAUGGAGAGGGUGGAGUGGGAUACCCUCAGCAGACCAACUCACAGCCUGACGCCGGGCAAGAGGGGGCCCAGGCCCCUCUGGGGAUCCAGCUCAGAACUCCCCAGCUGGGAGUUCUGCUUUGCCUGUCAGCCAUCCUGGGCAUGGCCCUGGCUGCUGGCCUUCGCUACCUGCACACCCAGUAUUGCCACCAGCGGACAGAAGCGUCCUUCAGCGAGCCCUCUUCAGAUGCUGUUGCCGGGAGCGACAGUGGUGAGACUGUGCACAUCAGGAAGAUUGGGGAGAAUAGUUUUGUUUUGGUUCAAGCAGACUACAACUGGAUCACUCCUUCUGUGGGUAGCAAGAAAACAGUCCUCUGAGAAGACCAUCACCCCAGACAUCUCAGUGGCCCUCCUUGGGCCCUGGAGAGUGUCCCAGACAGAGCAGACCUAAUGAGAAUACCUGAUGAAGACAGGGACUCAUUGUGCCUCUGUCAAUGUGCAGUUCAUGGAGGAAGCCAGGAGAGGACAGUUUGAUCAACAGAGGGAGUUAUUUCUGAGCUUUGUUGUCUUAACAUCUGUAAUUGAGCUUCCUUUUUUUUUUUUUUUUUUUGCAAUUAGACGUUCUGUUUGAAGACUUAAACUCAACACAAUGAAUAUUGUAUAACCUGCUCAUUAACUAGACCCCUGUGGCCGCUAAGCUUCCUCUGUUGCCUUAAGGAAGCCAUAGAAAUAGAAAUACUGUCCCUCCUUAGUGUCUCAGCCUCAUCUCUUCUAACUAUUUGGGGAAAAAAGUAAUGUUGGGUUUGUGUCUCCUGCAAGAAAAAGAACUGCAGCUCUCACUUUGCCUUCCUAAACCACCCCCAAAUAAGUUUUCUUUUCAAAACUAGAAUUCAACUACUUGCUAGAGUUCUGAUUGGGAUGGCUAGGUGAAUGCAAGGGUGUUUGGUCUUCUGGGCAACUCAGCAGCCUGGCAAAUCGCUAUGGAAAUUGAUCCAAAGUCAGGAAAGUUUUUGAGAGCUUGAUUGAACACAUCUUUAGGAAAACAUAUACAUGCAACACAAGGCCAUAAACAUCAGAGCGGGGUAAGCGAGCCUCUUCAUCAGGUGUAAAUGGAUCUGAGACCUCCCAUCCAUUUACACUUGAUGGAAAGAUUCGUGUAUUCCAGCAGCUAGCAGACAUAUUGCCUUUUGCCAGAGGUCAGGCUGGAAAACGUUAUUAUACCAGCACAGUUUGAAGAACAGUCUUUACUUGUCUUUUCAGGGAAUAUCAGGCAGAAAGCUUCAUGGACGAAGGUCAUCUAUCUGAUCUCAUAACCUUAUGAAGAUUGCUUUGAUUUAACAGUGGCUCCACAGAUACUAUCUGAGGUCAAAACAACAGAUCUGAAUGUAACUCUUAAAUAUGCUCACCUAAUAUAGCACAUUGGAAUUAGCUGCCUUUCAGAGUGAAACCUAUUAUAGAGUCACCAUUCAUUUUAAUGCAGAAACAAAAAUCACUACAAAUUCAGAAAGGAUAUUUGUUUAUUGAACACCUAAUUCAUACAGGAGCUGUGCUAAGAAGUUUGCGUAUAUCUUCACUUUUAACCCUCACAAAAAUUUAAUGAGGAAUAAGUGCGGUAACUUUCCAAGGAGAAUGAAGCUUUCCUUACAUCUCAAUUUAACAAUUUUUAAAAAUUGGGUGUUCAGGAAAGAGACAGCUCCUGCUUUUUCCAUACCUCCCUUUAGCUCAUUGGUCAUCAAUUCCAAGACUGUCUCCUCCUGGAACAGAGCUAGAUAGCUCUGUUCCCUGGCUUCAGUCAUUAGAUGCAUGGAGACCUAGGUAAUUUGUGCAUUCACAAAUGAAAGUGUUCUAGGAAUGCUAUGGAAAGAAAGAAAUGUACUGUACUCUAAUAAGGCCACAGAUAUCCCUUCUGCAUGCCUAGGAAUGCCCUCUAAAAGAUGUCCUCCCCGAGAAGCAAACAAGGGACCCCAUUAGUGGAGAGCUCUCAUCUGGCCACAUCACAUCAGAGCCAGAUGCAUCAUGUAUGCAACACUUUUUAGAUCUUUUCUGUCUAAGAGAGAAUUUUUCCUAUGUAAACAGACUGUUUUGCUUAUCUGUUGAUGUGAACAGAUUACCUCCAAGCUUAGUAGUUGAAAAUAAAAUCACCACCACCA